AUGCAGACUGCCAACCAAGAUGUCGCCGAUGAUGACGUGGCCCAAACCCCGGGGGGUCUUGAUGCGAAGACGAUAAACAAGCUCGCCGCGCUGAAACAGUCGGUGCUGGAUAUAAACUCCAAGAUCCAUCAUGUCACCACAUCCGCCCCACAGAUCGAGCGAGUCCUAGCAGAAUCUCUCCGGACACCGUUCACCGAAAAGAUAACGAAGGUCCGCCUCCGAAAGAUGGAAAAGCUUUGUCUUCCAACCUUCGACGGUGUAUCCGACCCUUCUGCUCACGUCACAUCCUUCAAUAUCGCGAUGCGACGCGCGAACCUCUCUGUCGAGGAAAAAUACGCUGGCUUUUGUCAACUUGACGGUGUAUCCUACCCUUCUGCUCACGUCAUAUCCUUCAAUAUCGCGAUGCGACGCACGAACCUCUCUGAUGAGGAAAAAGACGCCGGCUUUUGUCAACUUUUCGUCGAAACCCUAGAAGGUAUCGCUCUUAACUGGUUCACCGGUCUUCAGGAGAACUCCGUUGAUAGUUUUCACGGCCUCUCGACGGCUUUCCUCAAAAAUUACAUCAUGUUUACUAGACAAGAAGCCACCACCACGGAUCUUUGGAACCUCAACCACGCAAACGGGCAGAGCUUGGGAUAUUUUAUGGAGAAGUUCAAAUCCAUUGUCUCGAAAGUCGACGUACCAGAUCAUAUCGCCGUGGAGUCGUUGAUGAACACCCUCCACAUUAAGUCACCAUUUCGGGCUGAUCUUUACCGACACCAGACGAGAUCAGUACCGGAUGCCAUCGCUCGAUCCAAUAACUUCAUUCGAAUGGAGGAGGAUACUAGGGCCAAGGCAGCCAAAGAAGCUGCAGGAAAACAAACUCCCGCCCGGACGAACGACGCUCAUCAAGAACCGCGCCAACAAGUGGCAAGCCUAACCAGAAGAAGGGCUACAUGA
Molecule: messenger RNA, 939 nt
Organism: Brassica oleracea var. oleracea
Lineage: Eukaryota; Viridiplantae; Streptophyta; Magnoliopsida; Brassicales; Brassicaceae
Exons: 1
Coding region: 1-939 (312 amino acids)
Source: RefSeq, a predicted model, not a curated record